CAUCUGUCAAUGUCAACCUUAAAAAUGCUCUAAAAUUCGUAAUUUGAUAUUGGUAUGGUAAAAUAAGUGAUUUCGAUAAUAUGAUCGAUGGUACGCAAAUACUGCUAAAAUAAUAAAAUAGCACUAAAAUGUCUGAUCGUUUAACCCAAUUACAAGAUGUUAUUAAUCAGCAAGCAGAUCAUUUUUGCAACGCGAUCGGUAUUCUGCAACAACAUUCCACGCCUACAAAGUUUGCAGCAUUUGAUCGAAGUGGCUCUCAAACCCCAAAUCAGCAACAGAACCACGAAGAUUACGCCCAGUUGUUUUCAAUACUUAUCUCAAGAUGUGCUAAAGAUAUUGAUACACUAAUUGAAUCUCUUCCCAAUGAGGAUAGCUCAACCGAACUACAAGUUAAUAGUUUAAGAGUUCUUGAAACUGAAAACCAAGAAGCAGCUGAAAGAUUGGAAGAGAUCGUGCAAAGGGGUGAACUCUUGUUAGAAAAAAUCCAAAGUGCACUCAGUGAUAUAGCACAAGCUCAACUGGAUAUGCAAAUACCCACUACUACUUCAUCAACAAAGACUGCAAAAAAUGCAUAACAUAUUUAUUUAAAUUAAAAUUAAAUAAUUUAAUUAGAAAUACAUUUUUCAAAACUUGACAACUAUAUGACAAUUCUACAAUGGGCUGCUUGGAAUAUAUCACAAUUUUUUUCUGGGCCUCUAUAGUGAUGAUUUUUGCAUAACAAUUAGGCUGUAAAUACAAAUACAACAUAAUAUUAUCUGUAUGGAUUCCUCCUCAAAAAAAAUUUAUAUAGUUGAAGUAUCAUUGAUU
Messenger RNA from Ctenocephalides felis (cat flea), 807 nucleotides. It is a transcript of the gene MED21, whose product is annotated as mediator of RNA polymerase II transcription subunit 21. The record is from RefSeq and is a predicted model, not a curated record. Lineage: Eukaryota; Metazoa; Arthropoda; Insecta; Siphonaptera; Pulicidae. Gene Ontology annotation, cellular component: mediator complex. The transcript has 4 exons. Gene Ontology annotation, biological process: regulation of transcription by RNA polymerase II. Bases 129 to 575 code for a protein of 148 amino acids. Gene Ontology annotation, molecular function: transcription coregulator activity.